Messenger RNA from Scomber scombrus (Atlantic mackerel), 765 nucleotides. RefSeq names its product coiled-coil domain-containing protein 69-like. Lineage: Eukaryota; Metazoa; Chordata; Actinopteri; Scombriformes; Scombridae. Gene Ontology annotation, molecular function: microtubule binding. Bases 1 to 585 code for a protein of 194 amino acids. Gene Ontology annotation, cellular component: cytoplasm; nucleus. The record is from RefSeq and is a predicted model, not a curated record. The transcript has 6 exons.
AUGACGAUGAAUCUACAACUUCAGAAAAGAAACAAAGAAGAAAAAACUGAGCUGACAGAAAAGUUUCAGGCUGCUGAAAACGAGCUGAAGGUAAAGGUCUCGGAGCUGUCAGCUGAUCUGCAGGUUUAUAACGAGCUGAAGAGACGAGUCCAAGAAUCCACGUUUAAGAAAGAUCUGAAGAGGAAUAUACAGGCCCACGGCAGCCCCGGUGCAUUCUGGGAGUCUGAGCAGGAGUCUCUGCUGUUCGUCAUCGAGAUGAAGUCUGAGCGCGUGCAGGAGCAGAACAGGAAGCUGCAGCAGAUGGACGCGCUGGUGGAGAAGAAUCUGUCUCUGGAGGAUCAGAUCAUUAACAUCUUGCAGCAGAACGAAGAUCUGGGAGUCAGAAUAGAAAACUGUCAAAGUCUCAUUCAGCAGCUGUCGAAGGAGCAGCAGGACCUCAAGGCUGCGCUGGAGAGGCAGGUUAUAGUGAACCAGAAGCUUUCUCAGGAAAAAGAGCAGCUGAUGUUUAAGCUGAGACACAGAGACUCGAGCCGCGGCCCGACCAUCCACAUCGCAGCCAUGGUGCCUGAGAUCGCUCCCAGAUGAUCCCAGCGCACAAACCGGACUGUUUCAUUCACUCUGCUGCUCCGGGAUCAGAUUUAAGGGCUUUAAAACCUGGAUCCUGUCACAUGACCCCCCCCCCCCCCUCCUAAAUAACAGGGGGGGGACCAGAGAACGACCACAUGAUCAAACCUCUGAGGACUCUUAGCGACUGAUCUGAUGUGU